This is a messenger RNA of Heterocephalus glaber (naked mole-rat), 1676 nucleotides long. RefSeq names its product ETHE1 persulfide dioxygenase (gene Ethe1). Gene Ontology annotation, molecular function: sulfur dioxygenase activity. Gene Ontology annotation, biological process: hydrogen sulfide metabolic process; glutathione metabolic process. NCBI's taxonomy places the organism in Eukaryota, Metazoa, Chordata, Mammalia, Rodentia, Bathyergidae. The record is from RefSeq and is a predicted model, not a curated record. Gene Ontology annotation, cellular component: mitochondrion.
CAGUUUCGAAAUUUGCUGCCAGUUCCAGCCCUCCGGGCACUUGCAGAAAAGUCUUUCUUCUCCAAGAUAGGAGAGCGAGUUGGCCCCCAAUAAAAGACAUCGUGUUUGCCUAACGCCCCGGCACCCUUCCCAUUGUGAUCCAAGAUUCUCAGCACCCCAAGCUAUCUCCUCUCCCUGGCCAGGGUGGUCCAGGCGACCAGGCUGGGAAGGCACGCGGCUGAGCAUUCUUCCCAGGCAGUGACCGUACAAGUGCUGGAAUGACCAUGAUGUUCCUAUAAAAGCCGACUCCGAACGGUGGGUCUCCAGCCUGAUAAUCCACAUGGUCGGGCGAUGUCUGAGAGCCGUCGGAGUUAUUUGAUGGGUUAUUUGGAUUCUGGAGCCAGAACGCCUGGAGUAACUGCUUUCCACUCUAGCGGUGUGACCUUGGCCAGAAGAGAACACUGAGGCCCAGAAAAAAGCAAGUUUUCAGCCCAGAAAGAUGAAGCCAAGGUUUCUAAUGCUUAGGAUGUCUCACAGCUGAGCCUACAGAAAUCCCGGAAGCCCUUCCAGGGUCAGGGUCUCAAAGGGCCCCUGAGUCGCUCGACGUCUCCCUUGGUCUCUGACACCUUGUCAACACCCCAGCCCUGACCAGCGCACCCACCCUCGGCCGCGCCGGUGCCGAGGCUCCUUUAAGGCAGGCCCCGCCCCUGCCCCCACCCCCAUCUGCCCUGGGCGCCGGCUCGGGCGCGUGCUUGGCGGGCUCAGUCCGGGCCCAGCGGCGGCGGCGAUGGCAGGCGUGGCUCUGAGGGUCGCUAGGCGGCAGCUGAGCCAGCGCAGCCGGUCUGGAGUCCCGGUCCUCCUGCGGCAGAUGUUUGAACCCAAGAGCUGCACCUACACCUACCUGCUGGGUGACAGAGAGACCGGAGAGGCCGUUCUGAUCGACCCGGUGCUGGAGACAGCUCCUCGGGACGCCCAGUUGGUCAAGGAGCUGGGGCUGCGGCUGCUCUAUGCUGUGAAUACCCACUGCCAUGCAGACCACAUCACUGGCUCAGGGGUGCUCCGAUCCCUGCUUCCCGGCUGCCAGUCUGUCAUCUCGCGCUGCAGUGGGGCCCAGGCUGAUUUACACAUUGAGGAUGGCGACUCUAUCCGCUUUGGACACUUUGCCUUGGAGACCCGGGCCAGCCCUGGCCAUACCCCGGGCUGUGUCACCUUUGUCCUGAAUGACCACAGCAUGGCGUUCACUGGAGAUGCCCUGCUGAUCCGAGGGUGUGGCCGAACAGACUUCCAGCAAGGCUGUGCUAAGACCUUGUACCAUUCUGUCCACAAAAACAUCUUCACACUUCCAGGGGAGUGUCUGGUUUACCCGGCUCAUGAUUACCAUGGGCUUACAGUGUCCACCGUGGAGGAGGAGCGGACUUUGAACCCUCGGCUCACCCUCAGCUGUGAGGAAUUUGUCAAGUUGAUGGACAACUUGAACUUGCCCAAACCUGUGCAGAUAGAUGUUGCUGUUCCAGCCAACAUGCGCUGUGGAGUGCAGACCCCACCUUCCUGAGCUGUCCUGUCAGAUUCUCCUGUCCGUGGUCAAGAAUGCACCGGUGGGGCGAAGUGGGAGCUGUCAUUGCUGGGUCUCUCUCCUCUCCCACCCCUACUCCUUCCAGCUCUUUGAGCUUCUUAAAUAAAUUUUUUUUGUCUGUGAA